UAAACAGAAAUGCGAACAGUAGUUGAGGGUAGGAAGAAAGGCUGCCCGGAAGGGGGUCAGGAAAGCUCAGGCAAGCCCACCCUCAGGCACUGCAGCUAGACUCCGAGCUCAAUGGGCAGGCAUCUGAUUCGACCAACAUCAGUUCACAGGGCUUAAUUAAGCCCAGUCCCUUAGGGAGGCCUCGGGAGGGCCAAGGCCCAAGUAUAUAAAGCUCCCUGAGGGUCAGCGUUGGCUCUGCGCCUGCGACUGUGAUUGAAAAACGUCCCAGUGCCCUUGUCUCUUUUCGGAAUCUGACCCCGAGCUUGCACGGGACACACUGCCCAGCUCGGGUGAGAAGGGCAGCUUCCGGGACCCUCGCCUUUAACAGCACAGCGAGCACAGAGUGCACUGGAUCUGCGAGAAGAAACCGCGUUAACUAGUUUGUCCCUAAGGCCGCCUCGUAGUCAUCGCCGCGGCGCCGUGCCUCUCCGGGCCGCAUUGCCAUGGCUGCCCGUGGUGUCAUCGCCCCAGUUGGCGAGGGGUUGCGCUACGCUGAGUAUUUGCAGCCCUCGGCCAAACGACCCGACGCCGACGUCGACCAGCAGGGACUGGUAAGAAGUUUGAUAGCUGUAGGACUGGGUGUUGCGGCUCUUGCAUUUGCAGGUCGCUAUGCAUUUCGGAUCUGGAAACCUCUAGAACAAGUUAUCACGAAAACUGCAAAGAAGAUUUCAACUCCUAGCUUUUCAUUCUACUAUAAAGGAGGAUUUGAACAGAAAAUGAGUAGGCGAGAAGCUGGUCUUAUUUUAGGUGUAAGCCCAUCUGCUGGCAAGGCUAGGAUUAGAACAGCUCAUAAGAGAAUCAUGAUUUUGAAUCACCCAGAUAAAGGUGGAUCUCCUUACGUAGCAGCCAAAAUAAAUGAAGCAAAAGACUUGCUAGAAUCUGGCACCAAACGUUGAUUGAUGCUUAAGGACCACGCUGAAGGAAAAAAAAGAGGGGACUUCAAAAAAAAAAAAAAAAAAAAAAAAAGCCCUGCAAAGUAUUCUAAAACAUGGUCUUCUUAAUUUUCUGUAUGGAUUGACCGCAAUCUUAUCUUCCACCAUUAAGCUGUAUAACAAUAAAAUAAUAAUAGUC
Chlorocebus sabaeus (green monkey) is the source of this 1110-nucleotide messenger RNA. It is a transcript of the gene DNAJC15, whose product is annotated as DnaJ heat shock protein family (Hsp40) member C15. Lineage: Eukaryota; Metazoa; Chordata; Mammalia; Primates; Cercopithecidae. Gene Ontology annotation, molecular function: ATPase activator activity. Gene Ontology annotation, biological process: protein import into mitochondrial matrix. The record is from RefSeq and is a predicted model, not a curated record. Gene Ontology annotation, cellular component: PAM complex, Tim23 associated import motor.